This is a messenger RNA of Effrenium voratum, 936 nucleotides long. Lineage: Eukaryota; Dinophyceae; Suessiales; Symbiodiniaceae. The record is from the annotation of a GenBank genome assembly.
AUGCCCGAUCUUCAUGCCACUUCCGGGAGACCAAACAUGCUGAAGAAGACCCUGCUCGCGACCGCUGCCGUCGCUCUCGUUGCCACCGGUGCCCAUGCACAGGACGUGUUCCGCGUCGGCAUUCUGGGCGGUGAAAACGAAGCCGACCGCCUGCGCAACAACCAGUGCCUGAUCGACCUUCUGCCCGAAGCCAUCGGCGUCAAGGAAGUUCAGCUUUUCCCCGCCGCCGACUAUGACGGCGUCGUCCAGGGCCUGCUUGGCGGCACGCUCGACUAUGCCGAACUGGGCGCCUCCGCCUAUGCCAAGGUCUAUCUCGAAGACCCCGAAGCCGUUGACCCGGUCCUGACCACCCAGCAGGUGGAUGGCGCCACCGGCUAUUAUUCGAUCAUGCUGGCCCGCAAGGAUUCGGGCAUCGAGUCGAUCGAGGACGCACGGGGCAAGCGGCUCGGCUUUGCCGACCCGGACUCCACCUCCGGCUUCCUCGUUCCGUCCGUCGCCCUGCCGGCACAGCUCGGCAUGCCGAUCGACGAAUACUUCUCCGAAACCGGCUUCGGCGGCGGCCAUGAGAAUGGCGUUCUCGAAAUGCUGAAGGGCAAUUUCGACGUUCAGGUGACCUGGUCGUCGGGCGUUGGCGAGUUCGCCGACGGCUACACCUCGGGCAACAUCCGCAAGAUGGUCGACAAGGGCCUUCUGGACAUGGACGAGGUCAACGAAGUGUGGCGCUCGCCGCUGAUCCCGAACGGCCCGAUCGUCGUCUCCAACCAGCUCGAUCAGGACGUGCGCGCCAGGUUCAUCGAGUUCUUCAAGGCCAUGCCCGAAAACCAUCCGGACUGCUUCCGCUCGGUCCAGGGCGGCGAUUUCGCCGGCUUCAUCGACGUGGACCACUCGUUCUACGAGACCAUCGUCGCCGCCCGUAAGUCCAAGAUCGGCUCCUGA